AUGGAAAUCGAGAACAUCGUCGCCAACACAGUCUACAUCAAGGCCAGAGAAAGUGGUGGCCAAAAGAAAGGGAAAAGCAAAAAAUGGAAGAACUAUUUGCAAUUUCCACACUACAUUGAUUGUCUUUACUUGAGAGGACAAAUCGAAUGCAACUAUGGGUACAUCGUCGAACGGCAACCGAUCGGCAAACUCCUUUUCCAGGAAUUCUGUCAAUCCACCGAGCAAUACCGGCUUAGCUGUCUUUUCAUAAAUAAAGUCGAAGAGUAUGAGACUUCGGACGAUGAUGGAGAAAUUCGAAGGAAUCUCGCGAAAACCAUUGCAACAAUGCUUUCCACGACUGGAGAGGUUCCAUCGUCAUCAACCGAAGAACCCUGGUGGUCAUUUCUCCCGUCGGAAGCGGUGCAAAGUGUGCUCUCGGCGGCUGACUCGGCCACCCACGAUCAAACGCCAGGAUCAGAGAUUUUUGCUGAGGCUUGCAAACUCGUUCGCGUUUUUCUCUCGGAAGCCCCAUUCAAAGAAUUCAUCGAUUCGGUGUAUUUUCGGAGAUUUCUUCAAUGGAAAUGGUUAGAAAAGCGUCCAGUCGACAAGCACACAUUUCGCUUGUAUCGAGUUCUCGGCAAAGGCGGUUUCGGUGAAGUGUGCGCGUGUCAGGUCCGAUCCUCCGGCAAGAUGUACGCGUUGAAGAAAUUGGAGAAAAAACGGGUAAAGAAGCGACACGCAGAGACUCUAUCGCUGAAUGAAAAGCAAAUUCUGCAGAGGAUCAAUUCCCCUUUUGUGGUCUCCCUCGCGUACGCCUAUGAGACAAAGGAUGCUCUGUGUCUUGUGCUCACAUUGAUGAAUGGAGGCGAUCUCAAAUUUCACCUUUACAAUAUCAUGCCUGGGGGUUUCGAAGAGAAACGGGUACAAUUCUAUGCGGCUGAGAUCACCCUCGGACUGCAACACUUACAUCGAGAACGGAUCCUGUAUCGAGAUCUCAAACCCGAGAAUAUUUUGCUUGAUGAUUUUGGCCAUGUUCGAAUCUCGGACCUCGGACUGGCUGUUGAGUUGAGAGACAACGAGCCGAUCAAGGGACGAGUGGGAACUGUUGGUUACAUGGCCCCCGAGAUCAUCAAGAACGAGCGCUAUUCGUAUGGAGUUGAUUGGUGGGGAGUCGGGUGUCUCAUCUAUGAAAUGAUUGAAGGAAAGGCUCCGUUCCGACAACGAAAAGAAAAAGUGAAACGAGAAGAAGUGGAGAGAAGAGUGAAAGAAGAUCAAGAGAAGUAUUCGGACAAAUUCUCCGAAGCUGCGAGGACAUUGUGCAGAGGCCUUCUACACAAAGAACCAUCGUUUCGCUUGGGAUGUCGACGAGUGGGAAAACCGGAAGAUGGAGCUGAAGAGAUGAAAGUGCAUCCAUUCUUCACACAAGGAGACGCCGAUCGAGGCAGAGAACCGGUGCCAUGGAAGAAAAUGGAAGCUGGAAAGUUAACACCUCCAUUCUGUCCGGAUCCGAGAGCUGUUUAUGCAAAGGACGUUCUCGACAUCGAACAGUUCAGCACGGUGAAAGGAGUACGAUUGGAUGCCUCGGACACUCAAUUCUACGGGAAAUUCAACACCGGUUCUGUUUCGAUUCCUUGGCAAAAUGAGAUGAUUGAAACCGAGUGCUACACCGAGUUGAACGAGAUCUACGUGAAUGGAGAAUUGGCUUUCAAUCUUCGUGAUGACUGUGCCCCUGGGGAACCAGGCGCUCGAAACGGUGUCUCCAGCGGGAAACCGGGUUUCUUCUCGCGACUCUUCAAGCGAAAGACGCCCCUCUCCAAUGGAAACCUACUCAGCGCCUGUGCAAAGUGUGGCGCUGCGGGAACAAAGUGUGAAUGUGGAAAUAAAGUAACGAAAUCUUUGCACGAUCUUCAGCUGGCCACCGAGAACAGCUCCGAUGAUUUCGGGAAACCGAGGGCCGCGUCAACGAGUGGGAGACCUUCACUGCCACACGCAAUUCCUAGCAGUAGUCAUGGA
Molecule: messenger RNA, 1992 nt
Organism: Mesorhabditis belari
Lineage: Eukaryota; Metazoa; Nematoda; Chromadorea; Rhabditida; Rhabditidae
Source: the annotation of a GenBank genome assembly